Messenger RNA from Meloidogyne enterolobii, 997 nucleotides. The record is from the annotation of a GenBank genome assembly. NCBI's taxonomy places the organism in Eukaryota, Metazoa, Nematoda, Chromadorea, Rhabditida, Meloidogynidae.
AUGUUCAAAAAAAAUUUUUUUCUAUUAAUUAUUUUAUUAAAUUUUAAAAUAAAUUAUUCCGUAAUUAUCCAAACAAGUUAUGGAACUUUGGAAGGAUUUGUUUAUAAACUUGAAAAUGGAAAGUCUGUGAAUGUUUUUCUAGGCAUUCCUUUUGCUGAGAAGCCUAUUGGAAUUUUAAGAUUUGAAAAGCCAAAACCCCCUUCAAGAUGGGAAGGAAUCAAACCAACAAAAGAAUAUUCUCCAGCAUGUGUUCCACACGCCCUUCCAAUUGGUGAUGAAAUUUUAAAUUUAAAUGUUCCUUUUGACGAAGAUUGCUUGUAUUUAAAUAUUAUAUCUCCAAAUAGAGAGGAAGAUAAUAAAGAACAACUUUAUCCAGUUUUAUUAAUAAUCCAUGGAGGGGCUUUCGAAGUAGGAACAGCAAGAAAUUAUGAUUAUAAAUUGUUGGGAGAAUAUUUUGCUAGUCAAAAUAUUGUUGUUGUGACUGUUCAAUAUCGGUUGGGAGUUUUAGGUAAUUUAGGUCUAUGGGAUUUAUUAUCCUCAUUAAAAUGGAUAAAUAAAGAAAUACCCAAAUUUGGAGGGGAUAUAAACAAAAUAACUUUGUUUGGUUAUUCUGCUGGUGCUGUAGCUGUUUCGGCUUUAACAAUUUCCCCUCAUUCCAGAAAUUUAUUUAAACAAGCAAUUCAAUUUAGUGGCUCGCCUUUUGGCCAAACUAAGAGUGGAACUUUUGUUUUUAAUGAAACAAAAGUGUUGGGGAAAGAAUUAAAUUGUUUAGAGGAGGUCGAGGAGGAAUGGAAUAAAUCAAAAUCUUUAAAGUUAAAAGAAUGUUUACGGGCUAAAAGUGUUGAGGAAAUACAUGAGGCUAUGAAGAUAAUUGUUUGUUUUUAAUUUUAUUUUUUGGUCAAGUAUCUUAGAGCUUUCUUGUGGUUUUGAUGUUGUAAUUGUAGUAAAGGAUAUUGCAGGCAUAAGUGAAUUCCAAAGAGUGUAGGACGUAGUGAGG